AUGACGCCGACGUUGCUGGAGGGCACACCUGUCCCAGAGGUUGACAUACUAUUCCUGGGGAGCCCUGGCGUGGGCAAAGCAACGUUCCUAUCUCAAAUCGAACAUGUCCACAAUGGCAGACUCAACCUGUCUGCUCCUCGGAAACGCAUAUUCGCACCUACAGAGCCUCUGAGCUGGGACGUGACGCUGUUUGGGCGACCAUACAAGUUCCGCAUCCACGUCUCUACGUCGUCGCUGUUCGUGGACCCAUUCCCAGCCGAGCCAGCGUUUACGAUCAUCGCAUUCUCCGUCUCCUCGCGCGAGUCCCUCCACAACGCCCAGUUCUACUGGCGCAAGCAGCUGUCCAUGCACUACAGUGAUCUGGAGCAUAACAUGCCCGUGAUGCUACUGGGGCUCAAGCGCGACGAACGUACCGAAAAGAGAAUGGAAGACGGGACGUUUGAAUGUGUCAUGCCCCAGGAGGCUCUGCGGGUCGCUCAGGAGAUGCGCUGCGAUCGCUACGCCGAGUGUAGUGCCUUGACGGGUGAGUUGAUGUGGGAGACCCUGGAGGACAUUACUCGUACUGCGGCUAUGACCACGACGGAGAAUGGGGGGAUGACUCAGUAUUCUUGUUCGGUGAUGUGA
This is a messenger RNA of Capronia coronata CBS 617.96, 624 nucleotides long. RefSeq lists its product as uncharacterized. The transcript is spliced from 2 exons. The record is from RefSeq and is a predicted model, not a curated record. Gene Ontology annotation, molecular function: GTP binding; GTPase activity. The coding region runs from base 1 to 624 and encodes 207 amino acids. Lineage: Eukaryota; Fungi; Ascomycota; Eurotiomycetes; Chaetothyriales; Herpotrichiellaceae. Gene Ontology annotation, biological process: small GTPase-mediated signal transduction.